Messenger RNA from Trichoderma harzianum CBS 226.95, 459 nucleotides. RefSeq lists its product as hypothetical. Bases 1 to 459 code for a protein of 152 amino acids. The transcript is spliced from 4 exons. Gene Ontology annotation, molecular function: structural constituent of ribosome; RNA binding. The record is from RefSeq and is a predicted model, not a curated record. Gene Ontology annotation, biological process: ribosomal small subunit assembly; translation. NCBI's taxonomy places the organism in Eukaryota, Fungi, Ascomycota, Sordariomycetes, Hypocreales, Hypocreaceae. Gene Ontology annotation, cellular component: cytosolic small ribosomal subunit; ribosome.
AUGGCUGACGAAUACAACGCCGAGGAGGCCGCUGAGAUCAAGAAGAGAAGAACCUUCCGCAAGUUCUCUUACCGAGGAAUCGACCUUGACAACCUCCUCGACCUCUCCUCUGACCAGCUCCGAGAUGUCGUCCACGCUCGUGCCCGCAGAAGGAUCAAUCGCGGCCUGAAGCGCCGCCCCAUGGGCCUCAUCAAGAAGCUCCGAAAGGCCAAGCAGGAGGCCAAGCCCAACGAGAAGCCCGACCUCGUUAAGACCCACCUCCGAGACAUGAUUGUCGUCCCCGAGAUGAUUGGAAGCGUCAUUGGUAUCUACUCCGGCAAGGAGUUUAACCAGGUCGAGAUCAAGCCUGAAAUGGUUGGCCACUACCUGGGUGAAUUCUCUAUCUCAUACAAGCCUGUCAAGCACGGUCGACCUGGUAUCGGUGCCACUCACUCUUCUCGUUUCAUUCCCCUCAAAUAA